AUGAAUUCACUCAAAUUUAAUGAUAAAGAAAUUCAAGAGCAAAUUUUAGAUUUAUGCGAACAAAUAAACGACGGUAUUUGGACCGAUGAAACUGAGAUUUUAGAGAUGUUUAAAGAAAUAUUUGUAAAAUUGAAUGAGGAGGACUAAAAGUCCGCCCUCGUUUACAUUUAAACUAAUUAAUAAACCUAAAUAUAUGUAAAGAAACUUCAAUUGUAAUUUUUAAAUGCCGAAGAUCUUUCAACUGAAAUCCAAGAGGAUAUAGAUUAUAAAAAGAUUUAUUAAUAGCUAACACUACAUAAUACAGACUGGUAAUAAUUAAUAAAUCACUUAAGAUAAAAAGAAUUUUGUGAUUAAAACAAUAUCAACCCAAUAAUUAUAGAAAAUUUUGAAAUUCUAUAAAAACUUAAAGAAAAAGUAUUCCACUUAUUGAAUCUAAACUGUUUAACAAAAAUUAAAGAAUGGGGAUAUCCUUAUUUAAACAUAUUUAAAAUUUUGCUUGGGUUUAUAGACGGGAAUAAUGAUCUUAAUGAAUCCGAAACAAAAAAAUUAGAAAUGAUUAUAGGUGCUUUAUUAGAAGAAUAAGUGUUGUAAUUUUUAGAAUAUGAAAAUAAUUUAUUUUCGUCAGCAAACUCUGAAAUGAUUAAUAAAAUCAUUUCUGCUAUUUAGUUGGAAGGAAAAAAAUAUUAAGAUUUUUCAAUGGAAUUAUCCUCCCUAUCCUUUGAUUAAAAAAUGUUUAUUAAGUUAUGCACAACUCAAACAAAGGAAAAAGCAAUUGAAAAUAUUAAAAAGUAAGUUUCACUGUUACAUUAUUGCGAGAACGUUAGAUGGGAAUAAAAAAUAAAUCUGAAAAAAAUGGAUUAAAAUAUUCUGAAGUAUCAUGGGUUUGAAAGCUUAUACUUCAGCUUAAUCUUCUACUUUUGGCAGUAAUAUUGUUAUAACAAAUCUAAUGAAUUAAAUGAAUUUUAAUAAAAUCUAAAAAAAGACUCGCUCGCUAAAAUUGAAUCUAAGUAAAGAUUCAUAAAGAGUUUUAUUUCUAAAGUCAAAGGCAAUAGCUAAGAUUAAAUUUACCGUUUGUUUACCCAUCAUUCAAUUUAAUUUACAUUUUAAUAAGAAGAAUAUCUAGAUAAAGAGAAAAUAACUAUUUAUGAAAAUUUCCAAAAAGGUAAAUACAAAUUAAUUGAUUAAUUCUUUGAUAAGGACAUUGAAAAAAUUUUAUAAACUGAUUUAUAUUGCAUAUUAAACAAUUUAAAAUUUAUGCCGAUAUUUAAAUUGAAAAUGCUAAAAAUCUAGUUAGGUCAAAAGAAUGAAAAUUGUAAUUAUGGCUAAAGAAUAGAAUAAAUUGAUAUGAAUUAAAAUAAUGAAACCACUCUGAAAAAGCAAGAUGUUUUGCCAACAAAUUGUUCAUAAGAGAUUUUUAAUUAAAAUUUUGAUACAAGCUCAACUCACUAUUAGCAAUUUUUGAUAUGGCUUUUGUUUUAAAAUCCUUAAAGGGAAUUUUUUAAUAAAAAAAAAAAAGAUUUAGAGUUACAAUUUAUACUUCAGAAUAGCAAUGAUAUUGAUAUAUACAUAAGGGAAUUAAUAAAUCAAGAAUAAAAUUUAUCAUAUGGAGAAAUUGUGUUAUUAUUAGAAUUGUUGAAUCCAAAAUUCAAAAAAUUUAUAACAAGCAUCAUCAAGCUCUAUAAGAUAAGUUAAUCUUUCAAGCUUGUUAAGGCAGUAUUGUGCCUAAAUGAAUUUUUUAUAGAAAAUUAAAACCUAGAAGGAAAUCAUUAAGAAUUAAAGUUAGAAGAAACAUCAUAAUUACCAAUAGAAUUAAUCAAAGAGUUGUUCUCAUUAAACGAAAAAGAGUUAUAUUCUCUGAAAAUUCUUUUUGGAAAGAAUAAAUUUAAGAUACUUUUAGUUGCAACAGUCAAUUAAUAUUUAAUUUCAGAUGCCAAAACAAAAUACAUUUAUAUUAAGAUUCUUGAAAAAUUAGUCCCACAAUGCUCAGGAAAAUAUCAUGUGAAGAUUGAAACUUUCAGAGCCUUAUUCAUAUGUUUAAAACCUUAGUCAUUAAAUUUCUUAUUCUCAAGAAAUAUUCAACAAUAAAUUACACCUAGUAUUUUUAAAAGAACAUUAAUAAUUAUUUUUACAAUUAUGGCUAAAAAGGAUGAAUAGAUCUCAAAAUUUAUAUUGUCUAACUUAAAUCAUUUUCUUGAUAAGACUUAUUAUAAUUUCGACUAUAUUUGGAGUGCUAGGCAAAAAUAAGUGAUAGAUAAACAUAAUUUCAAAUAUAACUUAAUAGUAUUUUUAAACGCCAAAAACCUUGGCAAAUUAUUGGAAGAAGAAUGUUUUUCAUUAUUUUAGGAGAAUCCACAGUUUUAUAAGGAAGAACUGGGUAAAGUAGGUUUCUUUAAACGCAUCUAUUUAUACUCUGCUUAUUAUCUUCAACAGAAUAUCUUUGAUUAAUGUCCUUUAGAUGGCGGCUUUACUCUUGAAGAUUUCAACAUCUCAUUAACUGAAACAACUCCGCAAUAAGAGAAGAAAAUUGUUUCAAAUUGGAUGGAUGAUAUGAAGGAUACAUUAAAAUUUAAAGCAUUAAUUCCAUUUUUUUUUAAUAUUAUUAAGAGAGGAGAAUCAUCAAAAAAGUUGUUGUCAAUGAUAACUACAUACCAAAACCAAAAAAAAGACAAUUUACAAAUUAUCGGUAAUAUGAAAACCUUGUUUUAAUUGUUUUAUAGCAAUUCUAAUGAUGAACUUAAAGUUAUGUUGCUGAAAUUCUACUCAAAUAUGUAUCCUAUUCCGUUUAUUUAUCAAAAUCCAUCCUUUUUAAAUGCUAAAUCAGAAAUAGAUUUAUUCAAAUUUAAUGAUAAGCUCUAUUAUGUAUUUGAAACCUCCAUUUCUAUCAUAAAUUUUUCAUUAAGCUUAAAAUAAGCUUAAAUUGGCAAAACAGAAUUAAUCAAUUAAUUAUUUUAUCAAUAAGAAAAAUUUGAGACUUAGGAUACCUGCCAAAUAAACAAUAAUACUAUUGAUAUUAUGUUUGAUACAUAAUUUAAUGGGUCAAGAAACUUUACUGUAGCUGAUGCUCAUGGCUAAAUACCUAUUGAAAUUUUGGUUAAGAUUUUGCCAUUGUUUCGAUUGUGGAUUAUAUAAUUUGAUUCAGAAUAAGAACUUAAAGAAAAUUAUUUCUAGUUACAAAAAAUCAAGAAUGCUCUAUAAAUCGAUAAUCAUAAGGUAUGUUUUAUAAUAAGAAAUUACAAAGGAGAUUUAGAAGAGAAUAAAAUUAAUAAUGAUUAUCAGAAACUUUUAGAGCAAAUUAAAAAAGAAGGAAUAAAACUUCAUAAAAUAAUGGAUUUAGCUUAAAGAGGUUUGGAUAAAUAAUAAAAAGAGCUUGAAAUUUAACAUGCUUAAGCAUUUAUUUUUAAUGAGAUUGCUUAAAAGGAUUAAUAGUCAUUAGUUUCUAAUUAAGAUUUUUUAAGUAUUAUAUAAAAUUUUGAUACCGAAGAAAAAAAAAUUUCUCCCUAAUUCAUAGAUGAUAGGGAUAUAUUAAAAGAUUUAGAAAGUGAACUAAACAGAUUAAUUUAAAUGCCUUUGGGGUUUUAUGAGAAAGAAGCCUUUCCAAUCAGAUCAAUAGGAUAUUAAUCAAAGAAAUUAAGAGUAAGAGAAAACGAACUUAUGCAAUAAAGAAAUAAUUCAAAUUAAAACUUAAGCAUGGUUGAUAAAUCUCAAUACAAUAUAGAAAAUGAAAAAAUAACACAAUAAAUAACAAAUUUAGAGGAAUCAAUUAAGAACUCAGAGUUAUCAAGACUUUUAAAGAUGUUUUGCAAUAUAUUAAAAAAAAGGUCAUACUAUAUUCUUUAUUUAUAAUUCACUGAUUAAGUUAGAAAAUUUAAUGAUAGACACACUUAUGAAUUGUAGGAAAAAAAUUAAUAAAUAAAUGAUUAAUUAAUGAAGCUCAAAAAAGAGAGAGAUCAAAUAAAGCUUAAAAAGGCUGAAAUUAAGAAUGACACAGAAAAGCUAAUAUAUUUUGAUAAAAAAAGUAAAGAAAUUAAAUAAUAAAAGCAAAAACUCAAAGAGGAACUAAAAAAAAAUUUAGAAUUUAUAGGGUGCAGAAACAUUGGGAUAGAAAUAUUUUGGAGAGAACUGAUUGCCAUUAAACAAAGAAGUAUUGCAAACACAUUAAUCGAUCCAGCAGAAAAAGUAUAUGAAAUGAUUAAAAAAGGGGAACCUUUUGAAUUUCUAGAUGGUGACUCUCUCAAAAUAAAUGAAAAUUUUUUGGAUUAACUUAAAAAUAAAUUCACAAAUUUAGGAAAAGAGAAGGUUUUGGUAUUAAGUGUUUUAGGACCUUAAAGUUCCGGUAAAUCAACUAUUUUAAAUAAAAUAUUUGGCUGUCAUUUUUGGACAAGCGUUGGCAGAUGUACAAAGGGUAUUUAUUUAAAUUUAUUGAAAAUAUCUUAUAAGGAGUACUUUAAUAAUUUAUUUGAUUAUAUAUUAAUACUUGACACAGAGGGAUUAUAGAGUCCAAAUAAGGAUGAUUCUGAAUUUGAUAAAAAAAUUGCACUUUUAAUCUUAUCCAUAAGUGACAUAAUUUUGAUUAAUGUUAAGGGAGAUAUACAUCAACAAUUUAAAAAUCUAGUUGAAAUGUGCAUAUUUACUUUAGUGUCCAUGAAAACUAAUCUCUCUUCUAUUAAAUAAUUAAGUUGGUGUUUUAAUUAAAAUAAUGAUGCUAACAACUUUGCUCCAUUUUUAGAAUAGAUAUAGGGAAUUGCUAAUAGCUUAAAUUUAGAACACAAUCAUAAGUUAGAUGGAAAAAAUUAAACAAUAGAUUCUAAUGAAUUUUUGAAUAUUUCAAAAGACAAUAUUUAAAUAUUGGGAUUUGCAUGCAUUGAAAAAUUAUGGAGAAACAAUCAAAGCUUAGGUAUCAAUAAAGAUUGGAGAUAAUUAAUAAUUAAUGAAUCUUAUUCAGAAGAAGCUUAUCUUUAUGGGAUAAGGAUGAUUAAAAGUUUUAUUCAAAAGUUUGAAUCUUAAACUGAAACAUCUAAAAUGUAAAGUUUAAGCUUAUUCAUAUAAAAUAUAAAUACUAAUUGGUAAACUAUUUGUAAUUUACCUGAUUUAUUGGAAUUUGCUGAAUUAAUUUCAUAUAAGCAUGAUUAAUUAAUGAAAAAUAAACUUGAUGAAAUUUAUGAUGAUGACAAAUUUAGCUUUAAAAAUCAAAUUGGAAUGGAAAUUAUAGAUAAAGUGCUCAGCAGUCCUGUGUAAAAUUUGAAUUUAUUUAAUCAAAUUUAAGCUGAAAAAAAUGAGGAGCUUCGAAUAACGUUUUUCAAUAUUGAAAAAGAUCUUAAUGAAAAAUUGCUUUAAUUUAAAUAGGAUAAACAAAUUUAGAAAAAGAUUUAUCUUAAAUAUCAAAAGCGAUUAAGCCAGCAUAUUAAUAGCUCCUUAAAAGAUUCGGAAGUUAUAGUAUUUGAAUAGAUAAAAGAUAUCGAAAGAGAGUAUCAAAAUAACAAAGGAUUCAAGUCGCUUGACAACUUUAUUCUUUAAGUUAGUAAGGAUCCAGAAUAGCUAACUAAACUAAAGGACAAUCUUAAUUAAAUUAAUACUGAAUUUGAAAGAUUAUGGGGAGGUAUAAAAACUGAAUCGGAAUAACAACAAAGAGAAAUAUUAAGAGAGUAUUCUGCCAAAUAAUAUGAAUAUAUUUCCUCUUCAUUCAAUGAGUACAAAUUAACUACAGAUAAUGAGCAAAAAUAUGUAUCCUCGUUUCUUGAGAAUAUUAAUAAUAAUUCACCUUUUCGAUAAGAUUUCGAUGAAAAAUUUAAAAUUUAUGCAAUUUUCGAGACAGAAUUAUCAAAUUAAAUUUAAUUUCGAACAGUUCUUAAUACAAUAGAAACAAUGAGAUAUGCAGAGAUUUUUAAUUAAAAUUUAGAGGAUCGGAUGAAAAAACCUAAGACAAAAUAUGAUGUGAUGGAUAUUAACAAUUAUUACUAAUUUGUAAUCACCUUAGAUUUUGUUGAGAAAAACAUUUUGGAUGAUUACAUAUAUUAGGGAAAAAAAUAUAAAAGCUAAAAAUCAGUUAAAUCUGGAAAAAAAUUUAAUUGUAAUACAGAAGAAGUAGGAUUAAUUGGAGAUUUAAUACAAAUAUUAGAUAAAUUUUAAGGAUUAUAAUAGAAAUAAGAAUGCUAUGACCCAAACACUUUAUAAUAGAUCAGUAACCAGAUUUCACAAUUAUUGGCACUAUUGGACUAUUUCAAAAUUGAUCAUGAUAAUAAAAAAAAAAAAAAAAUACUAGAAGUAUUCUAAAAUCCCUAAAAUUGGAAAAAUUGGAAUAAUUUUUAAGAGUCAGUGAUAAAGGCUUUCAAAUCAUUUUAAGUGUCUUGUAAAUAGUUCUAAAAACAACCAUAAGCCUCCUUCGAUUAUACAAAGGAUACAUAUAAGAAAACUAUUAUUGAAAUUAAUAAAGGCUUAAAAUUAAAUACUACAUAAAUUACCUUAUCUACAGAAAAAUAAGUUUAGGAAUAUAUCCAAAAUUUUGAACAUAUCAUUGUAUUCAGAGAGACAAAAACAAUCCCUGUUUCUCAAAAAUAGUAUUAAUUAGAAGCCAGCUUAAAGUACAUAUAGAUCAAAGAAAUUAAUUAUUAAGAAAACUUUUAACUUAGUUUUAUUAAAUAUUUUUCAACAGCAAUGUUUAAUGAAAAUUAAAUAUAAUUGUAAUAAGAAAAUUGCUAAAAGAAUUGGUUUUCAAAACUUGAAAAGUUAAAUAGUUGGUAAAUGAUGUAUUUUUCAAUUUAUGAUGUAAUUAAAUCAGAAAUGACAAAAUCUCAUCAAGAAAAAAAUAAGCAAGACAAUUCUGAUAGUGAAGAGAUUUCAUAAUAGAACACAAGUUUGAUAAAAAUUAUUAUGUCUAAAAUUGAGUAGGAAAUCAUCAAUUAUAAUAAAUCUUUUGCUAAUUUUGGCAUAAUCUUAAGUGGAACUGGAGAGAGAUGUAUCUAUUAUUAUUCAAUUUUAAUAAUUUGGAGAUUUACUUGCUAUAAAAAAGGCAAAGGAGUUUAGGAUAAGCCUUAAAUAAAUUAAUUAGAGAAAUUUAUUGCUGACAUAAAAUAAAAUAAAACAGAACAAAGUAUAUUAAAAGCUAAGACUCUUAUUUCCAAUUUUUAUCAAAAUUAUAUUGAAAAAUUUUAUAGAGACAAUUAAGCAAAUUUUGGUAAAGAAAUCAAAAACAAGAACACUAUUACUAAUACACAAUUAAUAUAAGAGCUAGAUAAAACAAUUUUAGAGAACUAUUAAGAUGAUAUAUAAGAAAAAUAAUAUAAUGAUCAAUAAAUAUUCUAAUAUAUAACAGAUUAAACUAAAUUUAUUGAAAAUUAUGUGAAAAAUAAGGUGAACAAAAUAGAAGUUGAAAUCAAAGGUCUAUUUGAAAUUAAAUUAAGAAAUGAACUAAAAAUAAUUUUAGAAAAAAUUAAUGUUAACGUAUAAAAAUUAAAAACAUAUACUGAGGUAUAAGACCCAAUUAAAUCGAAAGAAUAUUUUGUAAUUAAUGAGAAUUAUAAGAUCAAUGAUGAAGAUUAUGAAAGUGAACUUUUUGAAUUGAUCAUAUAAUGUCUUCAGGGUGAAUCAUAAAUAAAAAGUAAAUAUGAGUUUUAGAAAGAGCAGAAGGAAAUCUUUUGCUUUGAUAAUUAUCAAAAGAUAGAAGUCAAGAUUUUUGAUAAAUCAUAGUUUUAAUAAUCAGAACGAUAAAUUUAACUCUUAAAACCUUUCGUUUCCGAAUUGUCAAAGUAGAUAAGACUACAUAUUUAAAAAGCAAAGGAAGAAACUUUAACUUUAGAAAAAUUUAUUAGUUAUGAAGAGAUAAAAACUAUAGAAUUAAAUAUGGUAGGCUGUCGACAUACUUGCCCAAUGUGCAAGCGCAAGUGUGAUUAACCUUAUUCAAAUGGCGGCCACAAACAUAAAUGUUCUAAUGGUCAUUAUUUAAGAGGGAUGAAUGGAGUGUUAAUAGAAAAUAUUCCUUCCUUAUUCACUUGCGAUGAAAUGGAUGACGAAUGUUUAAUUGUUACAUAAGAAACAAAUGAAGCAAAAAAAUGGAAGGAGAUAAGAAAAAUAUAUGACGAUUGGAUAUUUAAAGGGUUAGAUGAAACACAGUAAUUAGCUCUUAAACAAAAGAUGAUGAAAGUAUGGAAUUAAGGAACUGGAUAAAUGGUAUGUGAAUAGUUAAAAAUAAUGUUAAAAAAUCCAAGUAUCAAAUUUGUGCCAAAAAGUGAAUUAAGUGGAUAGCCUAAAAUGCAUUAUAUUUUUAUGAUUGAUGAUUCUUGGUCAAUGAAUUUCAAAAAUCGUUGGAAUUCUGCAAAAUUUGGUUGUUUAUAUUGCAUAGGAUAAAUAGAGAAAAAUUUUAAUGCUAAAGUGAGUGUGAUUAUUUUUAAUUACAAAGCUAGAGUUGUUAUUAAUUGUGAAAAAGUCAAUGUGGCUGAAAUGGAAAACAAAAUAACAAUUUCUGGUGGACUUACUAGUUUUGAGAAUGCAUUUUAAGAAGCAUAUAAAUUAAUUAUUGAGCACUAAAAUGAUGGAUUUGAUAGAACUGAAAUUUUAUUUUAUACUGAUGGGGCAGGUUUUUACCCUAAAAAAUCAGUCAAAUUAUUUACAAACUUAGAGGAUCGUGUAAAAAAUCAGAUAUAUAUCCAUUGUUGUACCGAAUAAGGGAAUGCCACAUAAUUAUAAUCGAUUGUAAAUGAAAUGUAGAGUAGUAAUAUUAAAUCUGAGUUGAAAUAAAAUUUUAAAGUUGAAAAUCUUUCAAAGACUUGGGCUGAAGUUGUAAGUAGAAAAUAUCAUAACCUAAAAGGUUGA
Messenger RNA from Paramecium tetraurelia, 8805 nucleotides. RefSeq lists its product as uncharacterized. The record is from RefSeq and is a predicted model, not a curated record. The transcript is spliced from 4 exons. Gene Ontology annotation, molecular function: GTP binding. Lineage: Eukaryota; Ciliophora; Oligohymenophorea; Peniculida; Parameciidae.